AUGGCAACUUCAAUACUUGGGGAAGAGCCCAGGUUCGGAACCACCCCGUUGGCCAUGUUGGCCGCCACCUGCAACAAGAUCGGGAACACGAGCCCGUUGACGACUUUGCCGGAGUCCGGUGCGUUUGGAAAGGGCGGGUUUCAUCCGUGGAAGCGAUCGGUCUCCAACUGCAGCCUGGGCUCGGGUCUGUCGGGAUUCGGUGUGGGCAGCGCCCGGGCUUCGGGAGCCAUCGCCAACAGCUUCUCGGUCAACGGCGGCUCCGGGAGCAGCGCCUUCUGUUUGGCCUCCACCUCCCCCACGUCGUCCGCCUUUGGCGCCGAGUACAGUCUCUUCUCCAACUCGGUGUCGGCCAACGUCAACUCGCAAGACACCGGGCAGUCGGCCUUCAUCUCCAAGGUCCACUCUUCGGCUGAGUCUCUCCAGGGGAUGUACCCGCGUGGGAUGGCCCACCCGUACGAGUCCUGGUACAAGUCGGGUUUCCACACCAGCAUCUCGGGCGAGGUCGGCAGUGGGGGCUCCUCCUGGUGGGACGUUCACACGAACCCGACUUGGCUGGACGUCCAGAACCCGGCGGGGGCCCUGCAGUCCACUCUGCACUCCGGCACCGCCCAGGGGCCGCUGCACUCCCAACUCGGCGGCUACAACGCCGACUUCUCCACCCUCAGCCACUCCGCCUUCAGCUCCACCGGGAUCGGCUCCACCGCCUCCCACCUGUUGUCCACCGGGCAGCACCUGCUGGCCCAGGAAGGCUUCAAGUCCAUGAUCCCGUCCUACAACGCCGAGUCCGCCUCGGCUGCCAUCUCGGGCAGCUCGAUGAUCUCCACCCCAUCCGGACUAGGAGGGGGCUCGGCGAGGUCGUCCCGGCGUUACUCGGGCCGGGCCACCUGCGACUGCCCCAACUGCCAAGAGGCCGAGCGGCUCGGGCCGGCGGGGGCCAGCCUGAGGAGGAAGGGUCUGCACAGCUGUCACAUCCCGGGCUGCGGGAAGGUCUACGGUAAGACGUCUCACCUCAAGGCCCACCUGCGCUGGCACACCGGCGAGCGGCCGUUCGUGUGCAACUGGUUGUUCUGCGGCAAACGCUUCACGCGGUCGGACGAGCUGCAGAGACACUUGAGGACGCACACGGGAGAGAAGCGCUUCGCCUGUCCGGUCUGUAACAAACGCUUCAUGAGGAGCGACCACCUCAGCAAACACAUCAAAACGCACAGCGGCGGAGGGGGCAAGAAGGGCAGCGACAGCGACACCGACACCAGUAACCUGGAGACCCCCCGAUCCGAAUCACCGGACCUGCUCCUGGAAGCUGUGCACUCCAACAGAGUAACCAAGGCAGCCACUCCAGUACAGAACGACUCCUAA
Molecule: messenger RNA, 1356 nt
Organism: Callorhinchus milii (elephant shark)
Lineage: Eukaryota; Metazoa; Chordata; Chondrichthyes; Chimaeriformes; Callorhinchidae
Gene: sp9
Product: sp9 transcription factor
Biological process (GO): regulation of transcription by RNA polymerase II
Molecular function (GO): RNA polymerase II cis-regulatory region sequence-specific DNA binding; DNA-binding transcription factor activity, RNA polymerase II-specific
Source: RefSeq, a predicted model, not a curated record